GUGCUGCAGUGGAGGGUCCAACGGCAGCCAGAGGAACAAGUCUGUGGCGGAGGGCAGAGCAUCCUGCUGUCGUUUUUUUUUUCUUUUUCUGUUCCUCUCCGUUUUUCUGCCCUCGGGAUAACGGCAGACCAGCAACGGAGGGAGAAAGAGAGAGAGAGAGAGAGAGAGAGAGAGAGAGAGAGACAAGGAGGAAGAGACAGACCUACAGAGAGACUCAGAGAGAGAGAGACUCAGAGAGAGAGAGAAGGAACAGACCUUCUGUCAGUGAUCAAAUUCACAGCAAAGCAUCCCCACCCAUUAUCCUGAGCGCGUCUGUCACCGUGUGUCAAACUGCAGCCGCGGCUCUCUCCGAUGUCACCUGCUGUUAGCGACCCUGCCAGAAUCACAGUGUACACUGUGUGGUGAGCCUGAAGACCAGCAGUAUUCAUGGUCGCCAUCCCAGUACUUCGAUGAAGACAGCUACUCUCCCCCUCCCAAGAAUAUGAAGGGUCUAUCCGGCGGCCGGCCUCAGCUACAGAUCUCGUCAGCGCACACGUGCGGCAUCUCCGACUGCGAGCACUCCCUGGACCACCUGCAGCAUGGGCCGGCCGAGUCUCGCCAGUCCUACCUGCUCAGCCCGACCGAGAGCUGCCCGCUGGACCACCACCACCGCUGCUCGCCACGCAGCUCCAUCCACUCCGAGUGCAUGGUGAUGCCCGUCUCCAUGGCCUCGGACCACGUGUCCAGCAGCACCUUCCCCCGCAUGCACUACAGCUCGCACCACGAGGGCUCGCGGGACGACUGCUCCACGGCGCACGUCACCGGUGGAGGGGUCGGAGGCCCCGGUGGCGGAGGAGGAGGUGGUGGUGGUGGUGGAGGUGGUGGCGGCGGUGGCGGUGGCAGUAGCGGCAAGAUGAACCGCAUCCCGGCCAACCUGCUGGACCAGUUCGAGAAGCAGCUGCCCAUCCACCGCGACGGCUUCCACACGCUCCAGUACCAGCGCACGUCCACCACGGCCACCAGCGAGCAGCGCAACGAGAGCCCUGGCCGCAUCCGCCACCUGGUGCACUCCGUGCAGAAGCUCUUCACCAAGUCCCACUCGCUGGAGGGCUCGUCCAAGAUGAACGGCACCAAGGGGGGCGACUCGCGCUCCUCGGACAGCGGCCACCACCACCACGGCCACGGCCACCACCAUCACGGCCACGGCCACCACAAACACAGCAAGCGAAGCAAGAGCAAGGAGCGCAAGUCCGAGUCCACCAAGCACCGCUCGGGCAUGGCCGGCUGGUGGAGCUCGGACGACAACCUGGACAGCGACAGCACGUACCGGACGCCCAGCGUCAUGAGCCGCCACCACGUCGACCACAUCAGCCACUGCUACCCGGACUCGGUGCAGAGCCACUUCGGCGACCUCUCGCUCAAGACCUCCAAGAGCAACAACGACGUCAAGUGCUCGGCCUGCGAGAGCAUGGCCAUGGCGCCCGAGGGCAAGUUCAUGAAGAGGAGCUCCUGGUCUACGCUGACCGUCAGCCAGGCCAAGGAGGCGUACAGGAAGUCCUCCCUAAACCUGGAGAAGCCUGUGAUGCCGCAGGACCUGAAGCCCUCUUUGAGGGCUUGUCAUUACCUGCAGGUGCCUCAGGACGAGUGGAGCGGUUACCCCGGCAGCAAGGAUGAUGAGAUCCCCUGCCGGCGGAUGCGUAGCAGCAGCUACGUCAAGGCCAUGGGCGACGAGGAGAGUGGCGAGUCGGACUCCAGCCCCAAGAGCUCGCCGCAGAAGAGCGCCCGCUCCGACGCCCUCGUCAAGUCCGUCCUGCAGAGGCAGCUCUCGGACUCCCAGAGUCAAAGCUACCAUUUGCAAGCCACGAGAGACAUCCAUCCCAGCAUCACCCUGGAUCCCUCCGCCAACUAUAACUCCCCCAAGUUCCGUUCCAGGAACCAGAGCUACAUGCGAGCCGUCAGCACCCUCAGCCAGGCCAGCUGUGUCAGCCAGGUAAGUGAGACGGAGAUCAACGGGCAGUUUGAGUCUGUGUGUGAGUCGGUCUUCAGCGAAGUGGAAUCACAGGCUAUGGAGGCGCUGGACCUGCCGGGCUGCUUCCGCACACGAAGCCACAGCUACCUGCGCGCCAUCCAGGCCGGCUACUCCCAGGACGACGAGUGCGUGCCCUCCAUGACCUCCUCCACAGUCACGUCCACCAUCCGGUCCACGACAGGAAUCCAGUUCCGGCUUCCGUCCUCAGGCAGUGUGGAUCGGCCAUCCCAGCAGCCUCCAGCGGUCACCUACACACCCAGCACGCCCAGUUACAAGCGCACGCCGCCACCCGUGCCACCGCGCACCACCUCCAAGCCGCUGAUCUCCGUGACGGCGCAGAGCAGCACCGAGUCGACGCAGGACGCCUACCACGACGGACGCAUCUCGCGCUCGGGAGCCCUGUGGGCAGCGGACGGCUUGGGCCUGAGCCUGGGCCGCGCCCUCUACAACUCCACCGACAGCCUGGACAGCACCAAGGCCGUCAGCAUCGCCAUGGAGGCAGCAGCAGCCAUGGCCAACAAGCGCCACCCGUCCACCGACAGCCACAGCUCGGUGCUGACCUGCGACAAAGCUGUGCUGGUGUCCAAGGCCGAGGAGUACCUCAAUACCCCGCGCUCCUCCAUAGGGAUACAGGUGGAGGCGGCCACGGACUCGGAGUCGGAGAGCAAAGGGCUGAGGGAAUUCCACUCUGUCGGGAUCCAAGUGGAAGAUGAGAAACGGCAGGGCCGCUUCAAGCGCUCCAACAGCGUGACGGCGGCCGUGCAGGCGGACCUGGAGCUGGAGGGCUUCCCGGCCAUGGAGGACAAGGGCCUGCAGUUCGGCGGCGGCUUCCAGCGGCACUCGGAGCCCAGCACGCCCACGCAGUACGGCGCCGUGCGCACCGUGCGCACCCAGGGCCUCUUCAGCUACCGCGAGGACUACCGCACGCCCACCGAGCCGCCCAGCCCCCAGCGCAGCCCCGAGCCCUGGCUGGAGCCGCCCACCCGGGACGCCGCCUCGUCCCCGUCGCCUGGAGGAGGAGGAGGAGGAGGAGGAGGACUGGGGACCGGGCCAGGGGGGACUCAGGUGGGGGUGGGGGGCGACUCGGGCCGGGCUUCGCCCUCGUGCCGGCGCGACGGCAGCUUUUUCAUGACGCUGCUGCAUGCCGAGACCAAGAAGAUGGAAGGGUGGUGCAAGGAGAUGGAGGCAGAGGCGGAGGAGAACGACCUGUCGGAGGAGAUCCUAGGGAAAAUCCGGAGCGCCGUGGGCAGCGCUCAGCUCCUCAUGUCUCAGAAAUUCCAGCAGUUUUACUGGCUGUGUCAGCAGAACCUGGACCCCAGUGCCAUGCCCAGACCAACCUCUCAGGACCUGGCCGGAUUCUGGGACCUCCUCCAGCUCUCCAUCGACGACGUCACCUCCAAGUUCGACGAGCUCCAGCGGAUCAAGAGCAACGACUGGAGGCCUGUCGAGAGCCCCGAGAAGAAGGUGUGUGCAGAAGACUGGCAGUUGCCACCUCCUGUACCAAAGAAGAUUCUGCGAGCGAGGAGCGGCGUGACGCGGGAGAAGUCCCUGGACCUGCCUGACCGCCAGCGGCAGGAGGCGCGUCGUCGGCUCAUGGCCGCCAAGCGGGCGGCAUCCUUCCGGCAGAACUCCGUGUCGGAGCGGGCGGACAGCAUCGAGAUCUACAUCCCCGAGGCCCAGACACGACUCUGAGGGCGUAGGGGACA
This is a messenger RNA of Alosa sapidissima (American shad), 3714 nucleotides long. It is a transcript of the gene dlgap2a, whose product is annotated as discs, large (Drosophila) homolog-associated protein 2a. Gene Ontology annotation, biological process: signaling. Gene Ontology annotation, molecular function: molecular adaptor activity. Gene Ontology annotation, cellular component: postsynaptic specialization; glutamatergic synapse. The coding region runs from base 482 to 3700 and encodes 1072 amino acids. The transcript has 13 exons. The record is from RefSeq and is a predicted model, not a curated record. Lineage: Eukaryota; Metazoa; Chordata; Actinopteri; Clupeiformes; Clupeidae.